Molecule: messenger RNA, 1676 nt
Organism: Trachemys scripta elegans
Lineage: Eukaryota; Metazoa; Chordata; Testudines; Emydidae
Exons: 10
Coding region: 6-1637 (543 amino acids)
Molecular function (GO): protein binding
Source: RefSeq, a predicted model, not a curated record
CAGAAAUGUGUACAGCUCCAGACACCCGGGACGCCAGGGUCCGGUUCGCCCUCGAGCAGCAGUUUUACAGCCCAGGGGACGCGGUGACAUGGAGCUGCCCUGCGCGGCACCGGCCCUCGCAGCCUGACAUCCGAUGCACUCGACGGGGGAGCCAGAGUGUCUGGAGUGGGAUAGCCGCCUGCAUUGUGAUCCCCCGGAUCAUCCCAGGGGCCCUGGAGGUUUCACCCACCACCAUCAAACUGCGCUGGACUUGUGAGCCCCCCGAAUCCUGCCAGGGCAGCUGGAAGAUACGGGCCCAAUGCCGGCUGGAUGGACCCCGGUUGGGCCCCUGCCGGAGACAAGGGCUCACCAGAGAGCAGCCGUUACAGGGACGGGACGGAACAGUAACGUGCAGCUCCCUGCACCCCUUCACCUCCUACAGAGUCACCAUCUCUGGGGGCUUCCCAGCGACCAGACCACCCAGCACUGUCCUUUAUACCCAGCGGGUCACCACGAGUGAAGCAGCCCCAGACCAACCCGAGAUCGAGCCGCUGGAUCCCAGCACCAAAACCCUCAGGUGGAAGCCGCUGCCGCCCUGCAAAGGGGCGAUCGUCGGGUACCAGCUGAACAUCACGGCCCGGAGAGAGUACGACAGCGAUUUCCUCGAGGUCGAGGAGCUGCGGGUGAAUCAGUCGGUCACCAAGUACCUGCUGCAGCCCUGGAGAUAUGGGACCAACUACACGGUGACAAUCCAGGGCCUCACAGCUGCCGGCCUUGGGCAGGCGUCGCGCUGGGACUUUGAUACCAACUUAUUUGACACGUGCAGGAGGCAGGGACCCUGGACCACGAAUGUGACCUUUCCCUCCGAGCAGAUGGUGUUUCAGGUGAAUGACACGGUGCUGGUGACGUGUGCCGCGGAUCCCGAAUCUGGCCCAUUCCCUGCAAACUGCACAGAGCUGAAGGACCGCGGGGCAGUCUGGGAUAUCAGUGGAGUCAAGUGUCUCAGGAUGUGCAAUGACUGGAUGAGGCACGUGGAUUUUGACCCUGCACAGACGGAGUUCGGCGUCGGCGCCAAGGGUCGGGUGACCUGUCAUCAGGAGUUCCAGCAGGACUCGUUCAGUGUGACGUGCAGAGAGAUGGAGUCGGGACGCUUCGAGUGGGAUUCGGGUGCACACACGUGUGUCAGAAAAUGUAAAAUACCCAGAACCUGGGACUCCAGAUUGCAGUUUGCCCCCAAGAGGCAGUUCUACGCCCCGGGUGAAUUGGUGACACUGAGCUGCCGAGAGGGAUAUCGGCCAUCACCACCUAUGAUAGUAUGUGCCAGAAAUGGGAGCCAGCCUGUCUGGAGUGACACACCCACCUGCCAGCAGGGAGAGGCCCAGACGCCCCAGCCCGGGGGCCUGGCGGUAGCCGUGGCAGUGCCGGUGGUGCUGGUGCUGCUGGGCGCAGGGGCCCUGCUGCGGUGGUUCGUGCUCGCCAGGAAACACCAGGCUGAAGCGAGCCGCCCUGCCAAGGACGCCGGGGAGGCACUGUACACAGAGCUCCAGCCCUGGGACACCCCAGAUAUUUACUGCACGAUCCAGACGCCAGAACACGGAGCUGCAGGUAGGAACGGCACAGCCUCUGGCUGGCAUGCGGCACCCAGGGCCCCGCUGUGACAGUAUUAAUAUCAACUGGGACCGUAUAGAUCCUUGUUG